UUGAGGAAGAGGCAGUGAAGCUAUAUGAAAUUGCAUGAUAUUCAAAUUUUCAUUUCCCUCUAACUGUCGAAUAUCUCAAAUAUUCAGGUCAUAGUUGGGAGUUCUGUUUUAUAUAUACCACAUACUACCUCAAUAAGUCGGCCUAUAGACUGUUCGCGUUUCGUCAUUAAAAGGAUUGGAUUUUGCAUAAAUUAAUGUCAAUAUUGAGAACAUCGACGAUUAGAGUCACUAUUUGCAUCGUAACAUGUUACGCGUGUAGCUAAUUAGUACGCACAUAGCUAAUUAAUACGCACGAUAGUAACCUAUAAUCGUAUGUAUUUGGUCGACGCGUGCGAUAUAGAUCGGUACGCGAAGACGAAACUUGCAAGUUUGUUGGUUAAGUACGCACAGUGCAUUCUUGGUUUAUUCUUUUGCUCGUGUUAAUCGUCUAUUCCCUGGUAUCAAAUAUUCCGGGACAAUCCUAUGCUUGCGAUAAGGUAAUUAGUGUAGUAAAAGUGCGUUUCACGGAUUUGUGGCGCCCGGUGUUAGGAUCGGCUGGCUCCGAGUAUUACCGUAUCCUCUGUAUUGGCCGUCAGUCGCGUACGACUCGUCGGGCCGUGAACGUCGUGGUAGGGGGUAGUGUUCACAUCGCGUGUGCGCGCGCGUGCCUCUAUCUCCGCGUACGUUGUGAAUGAUUAGAUUCCUCCGGCUCGUGAUCGUUUUCGCUUUUUUCUGGUGGAAAAGUGUAAGGGAUCAGCGUCAUUGAGUCUCCGUGCCAUUGUGGAAGCUACCGACAGAUGCCAUGGAUUCCUGGAUGUACGAUGUGGUUUGUAUGAUGUCCGGUGCCGGCACCGAAAUCAUGAUCGGGAAUAACAGAACCAUGGCGAACAUCAAGCAGGAAAUCGAGAACCCUACGACACCCACGCAGAACUACCAAGUUUGUUCGCCGACUACCACCCUUCAACAUCAAGAGGUGAUAUGCGGCAAGGUGGAGAUGCCGGCUGACUAUGGCGGGGGCGAAGGUAGUCCUGACAGUCCAGAAAUGCAUCAUCACUGUUCCUCCACAACGCAGCCUUUGGGUACACCUGAGGGAGGCGUUAAAGAGGAGGACAUGAUACCUAGAAGGCUUUGUCUCGUGUGUGGGGACGUGGCGAGUGGAUUUCAUUAUGGGGUCGCGUCUUGCGAAGCGUGCAAAGCGUUUUUCAAAAGAACGAUACAAGCGAGUAAUUUCACAGGUAAUAUCGAGUACACGUGUCCGGCGAAUGGCGAGUGCGAAAUAAACAAACGCAGGAGAAAAGCGUGCCAGGCGUGCAGGUUUCAGAAGUGCCUUCGACAGGGUAUGCUGAAAGAGGGGGUCCGAUUGGAUCGUGUUCGAGGAGGCAGACAAAAGUACAGGAGAUCCACGGAUCCCUAUACACCGAUAAAGGCAGCCCCGUUGGAAGCAAACGUAGGAACAGGAGGUUCUAACGAAAUAAUAAAUAAUAAAAUGCUGGAAGCUUUGGCCGCCUGCGAGCCCGACAUGUUGCAAGUGUCUAAUCUGUUCCACACUCUCGACACGGAUCAAAGAAUACUUGGUCAGUUGUCGGACCUGUACGAUCGAGAAUUGGUCGGGAUAAUCGGUUGGGCGAAGCAGAUCCCUGGAUUCAGCACUCUAGCUCUGAACGACCAGAUGCGACUUCUGCAGAGCACGUGGGCCGAGAUAUUAACGUUUAGCCUCGCAUGGAGGAGUAUGCCAAACAACGGUAGAUUAAGGUUUGCCCAAGAUUUUACCCUCGACGAGCGACUCGCACGCGAAUGUCACUGUACAGAGCUGUACACGCAUUGUAUUCAGAUCGUUGAGAGGCUUCAACGGUUGGGCUUAACCAGGGAGGAAUAUUACAUGUUAAAAGCAUUAAUAUUGGCAAACAGCGAUGCGAGGUGGGACGAACCACAGGCGCUCUAUCGUUUUCGAGAUACUAUUCUGUACGCCCUAUCAGAUUGCGUGGCGGCGGUAAGACCAGGACAAGCACUUCGCGCCACACAAAACAUGUUCCUAGUGUUGCCUGGUCUCAGGCAGGUCGACGGAAUUGUUAGAAGAUUUUGGUCUAGUGUCUAUCGAACGGGAAAAGUACCUAUGAACAAGCUGUUCGUAGAAAUGUUAGAAGCUGCUCAUUAUCGAUGAAGCGCCGACUUGGACUCGAUUUAAAGAAAAAUGUGUAUUAAAGGACUCUAUAGAAGCGCUCGAACCAUUCGCCGACGAAUGAUCAGCGUUUACACUUACAACACUCUGGCAGUGAGUAUAUAGGGUACGUUUCGUCGCGUCCUUGGGAGUGUGAGCGAACACACAGUGAGUGAUAGUGAGACGUAAGAGAGAAAAAAUGGGAAAAAAAAAAAGAAUAAGAGGAGGGACACUGUGCAGUUUUAUUAUUUUUCGUUAAGAGAAAGACUCAUGAACAAAAAAAAAAAAGGCUUUUUUUUGACAAGCGAAAGUGUUGAAGCGUGGAGCUUUGGCCAGUGAUUCCAGCAGUCGUUGAAACACGCGAAAUAAUUUUAGGAUAGCAGGCACACACUUUUGUCGAAGUAACCAAACUUUCCUUUUCGAGUACCCCAUUUACAGGUACAGAGAAAAACAAAACGAUGUUAUUUCAGGAUAGGGUACCUAGUACAAGAUGCGAGACGCUUUUUUCCGGAGCUCUCACUUUAGGAUAGUAUAUGAGAAUCUGUCGACAAUGAUAGACGAACCUACCAAAUAAACAAAAUAAAUAAAAACGUUUUCAUUUAACGUGUACUGAUCGGUACGAUCGCGUGGAACACCGAUACCAAUACCGGUGAUCGUAGAAAUCAAAUGGAAAAUGUAACUAACUGUGGGUGUUUGACAUUAUAUAGUUAGCAUCGUGUUACCAAAUGACCACACCAAGUUUAAUCAAAAUUACAUACGUAGCUGCAGAUAUUUUAGUUACGUCUUUUCUCUAAAGCAAAAAGUAUAAAAAAAAAAAAAUAAAGAAGGAAGAUUCAGUCAAUAACGAGGUUAGAAAAAGACGCGAACUCUCUAUUUUUAAUAGUGUCGAUGAAAAAGGGUACGUCGUUUUAUAUGUAGAGGUAACUGCACGUUUUAAUACUAUCGAACAGUCGUAACGACCGCUAUAAAUGUAAAUCGAUGUGUGUACUGCAUUGAACAUCCAUAGUUCUAGUUCAGCGAAAUGAAUUUAGUAUGCGCCGUUGUACAAAUCGAACCAAUCACGUGAACCAAGAGCUAGCUGGCCAGUGAACAGGGAAAAAAAAAAAGAGCAAAAGAAUGGCUGGAUCGUUCUCCAUUUAGGGCCAUGCUGCUUUCGUGUUAAUUUUGUGUUUUUGUACAAGAUAUCGCGGAAAAAGAAAGAAUAGUUUCGGGAACGAACCUUUGGCCAGGUUGCCAGGUUCUUAGGAGAGAGAGAGCUGAAGAAAAAAUUUAAUCGAUUGUUGAAAUGAUCGCGAAAAAAAAGAAUGUUAUUCGCGCGUGCCACACAAGAGAGCAUAGGAGAAUAUAUAACUGUUAACUGGAGAAUAUAAUUUAUGAAGUACAACUCCAACUUCAAACGGAGGUAGGGCUUUUCUUCGCUUGUUCCGUUCUCUUACGUUCAUCGCGUUUCGCUUUCCAUUUUAGAAGUUUUAUCAGACGAUUUUCCAUCGUUGUGGGUAGCUCUGCUUCUACGAUACACAGUGUAGAGACAGAGAUACCUAAUACACUUCUAUUCUCGGUAACCAUAUCAUCUCUAAAACUUUUACGCAACCUCUUUUGUUUCUCUGCCGCGAAUAAUUCGACCGUCGUUUACGUUUCCAAAAACCAAAUGGUUUUUCUUUGUAAUUUUGACGAAGAAAUGACAUUUUUAUUUCAUAUUUGUAAUCGACUCUUUGUGCUUCCAAACUGGAAUAUUUCUGGCAAUUCUGUCUGCGAUAUCCUGGCCUGGGAUCGCAAAGGGUUGAACUUCAGAUCCAACGUACAGCACUAACCUCUAACUAACCACUCAACGAUAAUCUGCAACGGAAAACCGUUUUCUUAUAUUAUAUUACUAUAUUAUAUGUAUUCAGGGAUCUUUAUUAUCUAGUUAUUAUUGUUAACGAGAUCUGUGCAGGGACUCUCGGAGAUCAAAAGAAGCUCGGGUCAGUUACCUUUCAGAGGUUCCCAGUAUAUUAAAAAGAAAAUUCUUUUUUAUUUUUUUUUUGCAAUAGGUAUUCUGUCUUGGAUGUGGCUCUAUUAAUCGUUUAAACAACCAGAUAAACAAGCGAAAUCAUGCAUAUGUAACAAUAAAGAGUAGAACAAUUGGUCUUAUUAAAUUAUUGAUCGAUCGUGGGAACACACAAAAUUCCUCGAAUAUCAUUUUUGCGUAGAUUUUGUGGUACCCGAAAAUGCUCCUGUGAUAGGGCUUGGGAUCUGUGCACGGAUCUUCCGCAUAAUAUCGCUUUCUCCAAGCGUACAAAAUCGAUAAAUAUCGCGUAGAAGCCACUGAUCACGUGCAAAGCGAAAUUUUAUUUUUCAAAAAUAAAAGACGCGCGUUUGUAACCGAUCCGGUGAAAUUUUUAUUUGCCGUGUUACGCGCGGCUGGGUCUUGUGACAAGGUUCUCGCCGAUUCUUUGGAUCCGCCGUUUGUUGUUUCGCGCGAAAAAAAAAGAAGAGAAACUAGUCGAUAUUAAAAGAUGGAAAGAGAAAAUUAUUUAAUGGAAUCGUUGUGAAUGAAUAUUUUAUCGUAAGGACGUUAUGAUUCGGCCGAUGUUCAAAUGUUUUGGCCCGCGAUCGAUAGGAUCGGUCAGGACCUUGGCGAUCCCGCGACGCGGGAUAAAUCAUGUAACGUUUCGUAGUGCAAUAAUAUCAGGAUUACAUGUGGAUCGCAUUGUUUCUCUCGGCGGCAUGAUCGCGACACGUCCCCCCUUCGAGUUCCCUUUUGAUUUCUGUAUUACAUCUUCGUUCUCCUACCCGUUCGAAACUUUGUUUAAUCCUACUGCAUUUAAAUAUACGAUGCAAAACAGUCCACAGUGUGACGCUUUACGCAUUGCGUGUCCUUCCUCCAAUCAGUUUCUUUCACGAUUACCUGCGGCACGGACGUUCGUCCUUCAUUUGCGAAUCAGACGACGCGACGAAUACGAGCGGGAUCAUGCGAACAGCAGUCUCGUGCUUUUCAUAUCGCUUGCAACCGGUUCUCGUCGUUUGUUCCGUUCUACGAAACGGUGUUGUUCGUUGCGUUGAUCCUCGACGUGUAAGUUCCGAGAAAAUUGUUGCGUGAAAUAUUUGGUGGCGACUUGUCAUCCGGUUCGCUAAAUUUGUGUGUUAACGUUUGUCGUAGUUUAUCAGGUUUGAUGUUUUGAGAAUGUUUUAGUACGCUUGUUUCGUUCGUGAGAUCGUCGAUUGUACAACUCUUUUCUUUCUUUUUUUUUUUUUUUUUCGUUUGCCCAGCCGAGUGAAUAAGGCUUCUCUAUACAGCUGUGAUAUACGCGUUGUUCGACGCACCGAGUUUUGCGUCUUUUAAACAUUUAUACGCGUAUUCCAUCCGCACGUGUCGUCGAUUCGUGAACCAUUCUGUGUUUCUUUCUUUCAGAGGCCUAAGAACUAAUCGUUGCCAGGCGCGCGUGUCGUUGUCGCGUCGAGGGCUCCCGCUCGUCGAUCGAUCUUUGAUUUCGAAUUAGUUUCGACCGAUGUUCGAUGUCAAAACCGCUGACAUUUCGGCGCGGUUGUUGUUCCCGUGUUUCAAGGAAAAGAGGAGCCGGAAAGAAAUAUUUUUACGAGUCUGACACGAAAACGCGUCGGUUCCGGGGGUCGUGCGUUUACCGCGACUUUAACGACCAUAUUCUUCGUGUACGUUCAUCGAUUCGCCGUGGCGGUAGAAUCGUAGUCUCAGGGUUUCGAACAAACAAACAAAACAACCAACAAAUAAACAAAGGAUACAAAUUUAGACACAUAUUAAUAGAUAAGGCGCGCGAUUAUAUUUGUGGAGCAAAAUAUUAUAAUAGUAAUAAUAGUAAUAACGACGAUAAUGAUAAUGAUGAUGCUGGUUAUGAUUAUGAUGAUGAUG
Messenger RNA from Colletes gigas, 6002 nucleotides. It is a transcript of the gene Err, whose product is annotated as steroid hormone receptor ERR2. Bases 782 to 2140 code for a protein of 452 amino acids. Gene Ontology annotation, cellular component: nucleus. NCBI's taxonomy places the organism in Eukaryota, Metazoa, Arthropoda, Insecta, Hymenoptera, Colletidae. The transcript has 9 exons. Gene Ontology annotation, molecular function: steroid binding; DNA-binding transcription factor activity; nuclear steroid receptor activity. The record is from RefSeq and is a predicted model, not a curated record. Gene Ontology annotation, biological process: regulation of DNA-templated transcription.